UAAUAUUUCAAAGCAAAUAAACCUCUUAUUAUAAACUGUCUUCUUCAUCUCUCCGAAAACACUCGUUCACACUCUUCGUGCUCUCCGUCUCUCUCUCCAUUUUCCUUCCUUUCUUUCUUUUUCAAAUCAGACCCUUCAUUCCCAGAUCUCUCUCAGUCUUGAUUCUUCGAAGACCAUGGCCUCUAUUACAGGUGCAUCGGUUUCCAUGACCUCUCUUUCGAGCUCUUUCAAGCCUAGCCUUGCAAUUUCCAGCAGGAUUUCUAAAUUGAAUUCAGUUUCGUUUUCAAUCAACGGAUUGCGUUUCCAGUCUCUUCGGAUGCAGCCUAGGCGCUUUCAAGUUUGCUGCGCAGCCAAACCAGAAACUGUGGAAAAGGUCUGUGAAGUAGUAAAGAAGCAGCUGGCUCUUUCUGAUGAUUCUGCUCUCACUGGUGAAUCAAAGUUUGCUGCCCUUGGAGCUGAUUCCCUUGACACGGUUGAGAUUGUGAUGGGACUUGAGGAGGUUUUUGGUAUCACAGUGGAAGAAGAAAGUGCACAGAGUAUUGCCACUGUUCAAGAUGCAGCUGAUCUGAUUGAGAGGCUUGUUGAGAACAAAACUGCUUAAAAUGUUAUUUGGAAAAAGCUAUUUCAUUUUUCUUUGUUACUAUUUUUUUUUUCUUGUGUUUUUUUUUUCUCUGAAAGUUAAGCUUCUAAAUGGAUUUACUAGUCCAGUAGUGGUAGUCUCGAAUAACUUCAUGAACUCUUAUUAGUGUCUUUUAUUUUAUGUUACAAAGUUUUCUUGUAUUUGCAUAUUUAUUUAGUGGUAAGUGAAUAAUUUAGAAUCGACAAUUGUGUUUGUGUCAGAAA
This is a messenger RNA of Humulus lupulus (European hop), 843 nucleotides long. RefSeq names its product acyl carrier protein 1, chloroplastic-like. Lineage: Eukaryota; Viridiplantae; Streptophyta; Magnoliopsida; Rosales; Cannabaceae. Bases 176 to 601 code for a protein of 141 amino acids. Gene Ontology annotation, molecular function: acyl carrier activity; phosphopantetheine binding. The record is from RefSeq and is a predicted model, not a curated record. Gene Ontology annotation, biological process: fatty acid biosynthetic process. The transcript has 4 exons.